AUGGAAACUAAAAAUACAACAGAGUGGAAAGAGUUUGUUCUCACGGGACUCACAUAUCAACGAGAGUGGCAAAUUCCCUUGUUCCUGGUGUUCUUGGUUAUAUAUCUCAUCACCAUUUUGGGAAACCUUGGUCUGAUUGUUCUCAUCUGCAAUGACCCUCACCUUCACAUUCCCAUGUACUUAUUUCUUGGGAGUCUGGCAUAUGUGGAUGCUUGGAUAUCAUCUACAGUAUCCCCCAAGAUGUUGGUCAACUUCUUUGUCAAGAAUAAGAUGAUCUCUCUCUCUGAAUGCACGAUACAAUUUUUUUCCUUUACAGUUGGUGCAACCACAGAAUGUUUUCCGCUGGCAACAAUGGCAUAUGAUCUUGUGGCUGUAUGCAAGCCUUUACUUUAUCCAGUAAUUGUGACUUACAGACUCUCCAUGCAGCUGUUGAUUUCAUCAUUUGUAGGUGGACUUUUUCAUGCCAUAAUUCGUAUAGGCUUUUUAUUCAGAUUAACUUACUGUAACACUAACAUAAUACAUCACUUUUACUGUGACAUCAUGCCAUUAUUUAAAAUUUCUUGUGCUAAUCCUUCUCUUAAUAUUCUCAUAGUAUUUAUUUUUUCUGGGUCAAUUCAGAUGCUCACCAUUCUGAUUGUUCUUGUCUCUUACACAUUAAUUCUUUCAAUGAUCUUAAAAAAGAAGUCUCUGCAAGGCAUAAGGAAAGCCUUCUCCACCUGUGGAGCCCAUCUCUUAUCUGUCUCUCUGUACUACGGUCCCCUUCUCUUCAUUUAUAUGCAUCCUGGAUCUGCACAGGCAGAUGAUCAAGAUAUGAUAGACUCUCUAUUUUACACCAUAAUAAUUCCUUUCUUAAAUCCAAUGAUCUACAGCCUGAGAAAUAAGAAAGUCAUAGAUUCACUGAGAAAAAUGUUAAAGAGAAAUGCUUAG
Molecule: messenger RNA, 927 nt
Organism: Zalophus californianus (California sea lion)
Lineage: Eukaryota; Metazoa; Chordata; Mammalia; Carnivora; Otariidae
Product: olfactory receptor 5H2-like
Biological process (GO): sensory perception of smell; G protein-coupled receptor signaling pathway
Cellular component (GO): membrane
Molecular function (GO): odorant binding; G protein-coupled receptor activity; olfactory receptor activity
Source: RefSeq, a predicted model, not a curated record